Molecule: messenger RNA, 6048 nt
Organism: Sciurus carolinensis (gray squirrel)
Lineage: Eukaryota; Metazoa; Chordata; Mammalia; Rodentia; Sciuridae
Gene: Fer1l5
Product: fer-1 like family member 5
Exons: 53
Coding region: 1-6048 (2015 amino acids)
Biological process (GO): vesicle fusion; plasma membrane repair; negative regulation of phagocytosis
Cellular component (GO): T-tubule; cytoplasmic vesicle; membrane
Molecular function (GO): calcium-dependent phospholipid binding; calcium ion binding
Source: RefSeq, a predicted model, not a curated record
AUGCUGCGGCUUUUUGUGGGGUCAGCCAAGAUCGAACCACCCCUUGUCCCCCCACCCAGACCCUGCCUGACUGCCUACUUCAGAGAUAUGAAGAAGAGAACUCAUGUGGCAGAAGGGAAUGACCCCAUAUGGAAUGAGACCCUAAUAUGGUACCUCUGGAACCGUCCCCUGGAAAAAGACUCCUUCCUGCAAAUCAUCCUUCGGGACAUGAGCUCUUCAAAGAAAGAAAGGUUCAUUGGCGUGGCCACAAUACUGCUCAAGUCAUUGGAGAAAAAAUCACGUGAGAUCCUUUUCUUGAAGGACCUGAUGCUGCUCAACCAUUCCAUGGAGCCCACAGAUUGUACUGUCAAUCUACAGGUGUUCCAUAUGACCCAAGAGGACUUCGAGAGAACAGACAAGGAAGACCUGCUGGGCAUAACUGUGAAAGAGGCUGUCCGUCAGAAACUGAUGGUCCCCGGCACCACCGUGCCGGGGCCCCUGUCUUCGAAGCCCCAGCACUUUCAGGUUCGGGUGAAGGUGUUUGAAGGGCGACAGCUCAUGAGCAACAACAUCAAGGCCGUCGCGAAGGUGACUAUUGCAGGCCACCAGUAUAACACGCGGAUGAAGAUGGGGAGCAACCCCUUCUUCAACGAGAUCUUCUUCCAGAAUUUCCAUGAGAUUCCUGCAAAGUUCUUUGAUGAGGUCAUCUUAAUCCAGGUGGUGAACUCAUCAUUGGCAAGAUCCAAAGCAGAGAUCGGGAGAUUCCAAACAGACAUUGGGUUUAUCUACCAUUGUCCAGGUCACGCACUCAUAAGGAAAUGGCUGGGCCUGUGCCACCCAGAUAAGUCCAGCAGUGGUGUGAGAGGCUACCUGAAAGUCACCAUCUGUGCCAUCGGUGCAGGCGACCAGGCUCCGGUGGAUCAGAAGCUGCCCUAUGAUACCGAAGUCCAGGUCUUCAAGUCGAUGACAGUCCCCAUCAACAUGGCUUACCUACAGUUCUUCAUCUACUGCGCGGAGGAUCUUCAUUCCGAGAAACGCCCAACAGUGAAUCCUACUCUGGAGGUGGAACUCAUUGGGGAGAAGCUCAAGACGAUUGUGCAGACUGAAUCCGAUAACCCAAUCUGGAACCAGAUCCUGACCUUCCAGAUUCAGCUGCCCUGCCUCUCCAGCUACAUCAAGUUCAGAGUCAUGAACUGCCCCAAGCAGAACUGCUGGGAUGAGAUCGGGACUGUCAGCUUGUGCCUCAACCAGAUCUCGUCCUCGGGAGAAGAGAUCGAAGGGAUGUACUCUGGCUUCCUGCCUUGCUUUGGCCCCAGCUUCCUGACUCUGCGUGGGGGUAAAAAGGCGCCUUUCAGGAUCUACGGAGACACUUGUGUUCACAGCUCUAUUAAGGAUGGGUUAGCUUACCGAGGCCGAAUCUACAUGGAGUUAGUCACCCAAGUCAAGUCCCAGCAAGAAACUUGGAUAAAGGAUCUCUCCCGUGACGUGAUCCGGGUGGAGAAACAGCAGAACCGCCAAAAGUAUGGCCUGUGCGUCGUCUUCCUCUCCUGUACCAUGAUGCCCAACUUUAAGAACCUGAUCCAAUUCGAGGUCAGCAUCGGCCCCUAUGGAAACAAGAUGGACCUGAAUUACAAGCCUCUAGUGUCAACCACACAGUACAGCCCAGUGAUAUAUGAUGGGAGCACCUACCAUUACGUGCCCUGGUACGACACCAAGCCCAUGGUGGCGGUGACCUCCAACUGGGAGGACGUGGGCUUCCGCCUGAGCUGCCUCAACGCCCUCCAGGUCGUCCGGGACCGCCUGAAAGCCAACCUGGACGCCCUGAAGUCCAUCCGGAACCCGAGGGACCCAGAUUUGCUGUUCCAGUGGCAGAAGCUGCUGAGGGAGCUGGCAGAGGACUGCAAGAACCCUCUGCCCUGCGUGAAGGAUCAUCCCAAAGCCACCAACCUGGACAGGCAGAAAUGGCAGGUCCGCAACCUGCUCCUCCAAGAACUGGCCCAAAAGGCUGAGAAAGCCGAGCCCAGGGACAUGGUGGCCACAGUGGAGGACUGGCUUCGCCGCCUGGACGUGGUGCUCCCGGAGCCCCAGGUGAGCCUCCCGGACGUGAUGAUCUGGCUGAUGGCCAAGGAGCAGCGCGUGGCCUUCGCCCGGGUGCCCGCCCACACCGUUCUGUUCUCCCAGGCAGGGGCCCUGCACUCAGGCCAGUUCUGCGGGAAGAUCCAGAACCUCCUCCUGGAGUACCCAGAGGGUGAAGGACCCAAGAACACAGUCCCGGGCUACCUCCGGGUGUGCAUGUGGCUCGGCAAUGUCACCGACAGCAAGGAUCUGCAGCUGCUGCAUCAGGGGGACAUCGUGGUGUACGCAGAGACGUAUGAGAAUGAGGCCAAGUACAAAGACCAGUGGGGACUACAGGGGCUGAACCGCUGUCCCAACUUCUCUGAUGUCACGGGACGCAAGGCCCUGCCCAAGACGGAUUUCAGGGAACCCCCGGGGUGGCAUUGGCAGGACAACUGGAUAGUGGAACCACAGAAGAGGCUGCUCCUGGACGUAGACAUCAACAAGAGCCAGGUGCUGGAGGAGGUGUACGAGAACCAGGAGCGCGAUGCCACCGGCGCCUGGGUGCCCGCCGCCGUCCCCAACACCGACGUGAAUGGACACCCUGUGGAGGCCCCCGAGAAUGUGAGGUGCCCCAAAGGUUGGCACUUUAGAAAGGACUGGAUCGUGGAGCUCAACCGCGCGGUGGACAGCGAGGGCUGGGAGUACGGAGUGGGGAUCCCGCCCUCGGGCCUGCCCCAGGUCUGGAGCUCCGUGGAGAAGACCUACCACUCGCGCCGGCGGCGACACUGGGUGCGCGUGCGCUUCCGGGACCACGGGGAGCUGGGCCUUGAGGAAGAGACCCUCUCCUUCCUGCAGCUGGUGAGAGGCCACGGGGAGAGAGAGGGCUGGGAGUACGGCACCUUCGGCUCCAAGUUCCACCUGAACCCGCACCCCCAGAGCCGCUUCCGCCGCCGCUGCUGGCACCGCAGGCUGGCCCCCAACAAGGACAGGGGCAUCGCGCCCAUAUUCCUCCUGGAGGGAUCCCUGAUCCUGGACCUGCAAGCACACCCCAAGAAAGAAGAGGAUCCCAAGGCGUGGACGUGGCGUACUCUGAAGGACACCUGGAGGCCCCAGCCUGAGGACACCCGGCAGCCCAACAUGCCCUUCAUCUACUGCAUCCUCAACAAGCCCCACUACUACCAGCUUUUCUGCUACAUCUACCAGGCUCGGAAUUCAAUGUCCAACCAGAUCCUGACAUUCCAGGGGCCCUUCAUUCGGGUGGUCUUCCUGAACCACAGCCAGUGCACCCAGGUCCUGGUGAACUCUGCAGCCCCCACCUGGGCCCAGACGCUCAUCUUCCAGCACCUCCUGCUGUACGAGAACCCCCAGGACACCAAAGAGAACCCCCCGCUUGUGGCGUUGGAACUGUGGCAGCGCGACCCCUGGGGAAAGGAGAUCUUAUGGGGACGAAGCAUGUGGCCCCCUGUGGUCUGUCUGGACCUCCAAGACUGGAUCCUGCCGCCCCUGAGGUGGCACCCAUUUGUAAAAGAGUUGGGAGAAGAAGAGGGUGAGAUCUUGGCAUCCUGUGAGCUGAUCCUGGAGACCGAGAAGCUGAAAGAGAAGCAUCUGCCAAUCUUAAGUGUUCCCUGGAAGAACGGGAUCUACAUGCUGCCCAAGAGCAUCCAGCCCACGCUAAAGAAGAUGGCCAUUGAGAUUCUGGCCUGGGGCCUUCGCAACAUGAAGAAGGUGCACUACCCGAAGCUCCUGGUGGAAUUUGGGGAGCAGUCCCUGAGCACAGAGCCCAUCAGUGACUUCCAGAGCAACCCCAACUUCCUGGAGUCGGUCCUCUUCCUCACGGUGUUGAUGCCUACGGAGGCGGUCUACGCGCUGCCCCUCGUGGUGAAGGUGGUGGACUCAAAGGACUUUGGCCAGCAGAAGGUGGUGGGUCAGGCCAACAUCAAUGUCCUCCAGCCCUACUUCUGUGACCCUUGGGUUCAGGGCUACAUACCCCCACAGGUUCCAACGCUGUCUGAGAAGAAGCAACACGAUUUCCUCUGGUUUCUCUGCGAAAAGUUCUGGUUCAAGUCCAGCAAAGCUGAGGAUGAGUAUGAGCACGAGGUGGACUGGUGGAGCAAGUUCUUCUGGGCCACGGGCGACAAUCAAAGGGCCCUGAAGUACAAGUACAAGGAGUACCACACCAUAAAGGUGUACGACUGUGAGCUGGAGGCCGUGCCAGACUUCCAAGGCCUGCAGGACUUCUGCGAGACCUUCAGUCUCUACCAGGAGCAGCCCAAGGCGGACAGCCCUGUGGUGGGCGAGUUCAAGGGCCUUUUCCGCAUCUACCCCUUCCCUGAGAAUCCAGAGGGCCAGGAGCCCCCCCGCCAGUUCUUGAUUUUGCCCGAGAGAGACGACUUCCCUCAGCUGUGCAUGGUGCGGGUGUACGUGGUGCGGGCCCUCAACCUGCAGCCCCAGGACUACAACGGCCUGUGUGACCCUUAUGUGAUCCUGAAACUGGGGAAGACAAAGCUUGGCAGCCGAGACGCCUAUCUCCCCAAAACUCUGGAUCCUGUCUUUGGCUCGGUUUUUGAGCUGACCUGUAACAUCCCUCUGGAGAAGGACCUGGAAAUCCAGCUCUUUGACUUUGACCUAUUUUCACCUGAUGAUGAGAUCGGAAGCACAGUCAUCGACUUGGAAAACCGACUCCUGUCUGGUUUCGGAGCUUGUUGUGGGCUCUCCAAAUCCUACUUUGUGUCAGGGCCCUUUAGAUGGCGCGACCAGGUACGCCCGAGCUACCUCCUGGAGCGCUACACCAAGCGGAAAGGGCAGCCUCCACCUGUGUUCGACCUGGAGGAAGACUCUGUCUUAUACAACGGGGAGGAAAUCAGCCUGCACACCUUUGAGACCGAGCCCCCUAUUGUCCAUGGUUUGGGGCCCAAGAAGGAACGCCUUGCGCUAUACAUCCUGAACACCCUGGGCCUGGUGCCUGAGCACGUGGAGACUCGCACAUUGUACAGUAAAAGCCAGCCAGGCAUUGACCAGGGAAAGCUGCAAAUAUGGGUGGACAUCUUCCCCAAGAAGCUGGGGGCACCCGGGCCACCAGUCGACAUCAACCCCAGGAAGCCUAAACGGUAUGAGCUGCGCUGCAUUAUCUGGAAAACGGCCCAAGUGGACCUGGUGCACGAGACCUUCAGUAGAGAGAGGAUGAGCGACAUCUACGUCAAAGGGUGGCUGUUCGGGCUGGAGAAGGACAUGCAGAAGACAGACAUCCAUUACCACUCCCUGACUGGGGAGGGCAACUUCAACUGGCGCUUCAUCUUUCUGAUGGACUACCUGGCAGCGGAGUGUGUGUGCGUCCAGAGCCAGAAGGAUUACAUAUGGAGCCUGGACCCCACAUCCAUGAAGUUCCCAGCCCGGCUAAUCAUCCAGAUCUGGGACAAUGACAUCUUCUCUAGUGAAGGCUUCCUAGGGGUCCUGGAGCUGGACUUGACCGACAUGCCCUUCCCAGCCCGGCACGCCAAUCAAUGUACCCUCAAGAUGAUGGACACCGAUUCCAAGCAGACCCCCUUCACCCAGUACAAGCGCUUCUCGCUCUUUAAGAAGAAGGUUGUAACAGGAUGGUGGCCUUGCCAGGUUCACAGUGGCGACAAGUGGCGCUUGUCGGGCAAAGUGAAGAUGACUCUGGAGAUCCUGACAGACAAGGAGGCCCUCAUCAGGCCGGCCGGCAGAGGCCAGUCGGAGCCCAACCAGUACCCCAAACUGCACCCUCCUCCACGUGCUGGCGGUUCUUUAAUGUGGCUGAGGUCACCUAUUAAAAACUUCUGCUUCGCUUGCUGUAAACGCUACCGAUUCAAGAUCGUAGGCCUCGUGGUCCUGUCGAUAGUGGCGUACAUGCUGUUCAAAUUCAUCUAUGCAGCUCCAAGCUAUUUGGCCAUGACCUGGAUCAAACCUGAACUUCGGAUGGGACCUCCCAUUAAAGUAGUCAAUGUCAUGAAUCCACAAAACCAAAACAAGCCUCCCAACUCUGCUGCCUAG